AUGGCCCUGCGCCCAGAGCCCGCGGGCGGCUUUCCCGUGCGGGGCCCCAACGCGUCGCUCAACGGCUCGUGGGCUGGCCCCGCGGAGCCCGGCGCCCCGGAGGACCUGGCAGCCACGGGCGCCAUCGGGGCGCUGCUCGUGGCCAUGGGCGUCGUGGGCGUGGCGGGCAACGCGUACGCGCUGGUGGUCACGUGCCGCUGCCUGCGCGCCUCGGCCUCCCUGCGCGUCUACGUGGUCAGCCUGGCGCUGGCCGACCUGCUCUACCUGCUCGGCAUCCCCUUCAUCGUGACCACCUACGUCACGCGGGAGUGGCACUUCGGGGACGCGGGCUGCCGGGUCCUCUUCGGCCUGGACUUCCUGACCAUGCACGCCAGCGCCUUCACGCUGACUGCCAUGAGCCGUGAGCGCUGCGCUGCGGUGCUGAGGCCGCUGGCCGCCGCGCGGCGCUCCCACGGCUGCCGCCGGGGCCUGGCGCUGGGCGCGUGGCUGCUGGCGCUGCUGCUGGCGCUGCCCAUGGCGCUGGCCGUGCGGCUGGUCCGCAGGGGCCGCAAGAGCCUCUGCCUGCCGGCCUGGGGCCGGGGCGCCCACCGCGCCUACCUGACGCUGCUCUUCGGGACCAGCAUCGUGGGGCCCGGCCUGGCCAUCGGGCUGCUCUACCUGCGCCUGGCCCGGGCCUACUGGCUGUCGCAGCGGGCCUCCUUCCCGCAGACGCGGCGGCUGCCCAACCCCCGGGUGCCGCGCCUCGUCCUGGGCAUCGUGCUGCUCUUCUGGGCCUGCUUCCUGCCCUUCUGGCUCUGGCAGCUGCUGGCCCAGUACCGCGGCGCCCAGCCGCUGCCGCCACGCAGCUCGCGCAUCGUCAACUACCUGACCACCUGCCUCACCUACGGCAACAGCUGCCUCAACCCCUUCCUCUACACGCUGCUCACCAAGAACUACCGUGACUUCCGGCGGCGCGCGCCCCGCGGCGCCCGCCUGCAGCGCCCCGCCCUCGCCCCGCCGCGCCCCUCCAGCGGGUCGCCGACCCCCAGCAGCCAGCAGGCCUCCGGGCCCAUCGGCCUGUCCCUCAGGGCCCCGGGGGGUGUCCUCGUCUGA
Messenger RNA from Pteronotus mesoamericanus, 1092 nucleotides. RefSeq names its product urotensin 2 receptor (gene UTS2R). Gene Ontology annotation, cellular component: plasma membrane. The transcript has a single exon. The record is from RefSeq and is a predicted model, not a curated record. Bases 1 to 1092 code for a protein of 363 amino acids. Gene Ontology annotation, molecular function: urotensin II receptor activity. NCBI's taxonomy places the organism in Eukaryota, Metazoa, Chordata, Mammalia, Chiroptera, Mormoopidae. Gene Ontology annotation, biological process: blood vessel diameter maintenance; neuropeptide signaling pathway; regulation of blood pressure.